This is a messenger RNA of Nasonia vitripennis (jewel wasp), 5369 nucleotides long. It is a transcript of the gene Rgk3, whose product is annotated as GTP-binding protein Di-Ras2. Gene Ontology annotation, cellular component: plasma membrane. The transcript has 7 exons. Bases 1751 to 3073 code for a protein of 440 amino acids. Gene Ontology annotation, molecular function: GTP binding; calcium channel regulator activity; GTPase activity. Lineage: Eukaryota; Metazoa; Arthropoda; Insecta; Hymenoptera; Pteromalidae. The record is from RefSeq and is a predicted model, not a curated record.
CGCUUAGUCGGGCGUCGCUCUCAGCCCUCUCGUCGAGUCGUCGCCAGUGCCUCGCGAAACGACAGCCCGUACGGGCGGCUCUGCCGGUGCAGUUUCGGCGAUCGAGUUCGUUAUUACUCCUUUGGCCCCGUGCCAUGACUCUGCAGUGACAUAUAAGUACAGUGUGCCUGGAAGCUUGUCGCGCUUUGGAUUGGUUCUGAAGAGAAGGCGAAUCCUAACCUCAAAACUCGCCGCCUCGCGAUUUCGAAGCCGGUCGGGGAGACCAGCGCGGCCUCGAUCUCGUCGACUGCCGGUUCGAACGAGGUACGAGAGUGGAAUCAGUGCGCGUGUCUCCUGGCAGGCUCUCUCGUCGCUCUUCAAACUCAGCGACAGACGAGAAUCCCGGCGGGCGCGAGAGCAGUGGCCCGUGCGGACGAGGAGUCAAAGCCGGCCAGGAGCCGCUCGAAAAUAGACGAAUUGGAAUCGCAAUUAUAAACCGGCCGCCUUCGCGGAAUCGCCAAGCUGGUGCGGACGACCGUCGCCGACAGUCUCUCCGUGGAAACAAUCACAAAUCACGCAGCGAGCCGCUGCGCCGCGUCAGCGUGGACCGAAAUAGCCGUGCGCGUACAUUUUGAGCGUAAAGAGCGCGUGUUUUAUCGUCGAGGCAUCGCACUCGCGCCGGACAAGACAUGGCCAGCUGUUGCCCGACGACGAGGACUAUCCAACACGAUCUAACCUCAAAAGCGAAGUCCAAUUGAGAGAGAUCUGCGUGCGUCAGAGUGUGUGUUUUUCUGCCACGCGCCGAGACCGAGGUAUACUUAUAGCAGCAGCAGCAGCAGUCGCGUGCGUUUACGAAAUAAACUCCCGUGGAAUUCGGGGCGCGGGCAUCGUCCCUAAACUCGAAUAUAAAGAAAAAGAGAAGAAGCGAGGAUAGGCGCGGAGAGUGAAGAGAAAGAGAGGGAGGAGAGCAAGAGAAGAGAAAACGGAUACGCUGCACAUGGUCGAGCGCGUAAAAAUAAAUUCGGGAGGCGAGAGAGCGAGACGGAAGUGUUGCUGCUGCUGCUGCUGCCGCAACCGCCGCCGCACACAGCCGAGCGCGCAGAGAGGGCAGGCCGAGCUGUAUACGUAGAAAUCGAAAAAGUCAAACGGCGCCCGAUGGCAUGAGAAUAUUCGUGAAAGUUAAAAAUAUGAGGGAGCCGAGGAGCCGCUGAGAUUAAUGCGCUCAGACAUAACCUACAAAACGCAAAUAAACGCGCGCAUAACCUAGAAAGCGGGCGAGAGGGAACGAUAUUUGCGGAGAGUGAGAUGCCUGAUCCGCAAUAAAGUAUAGUGAAGUUGUGUGCACGCACGAGGGUGGAUAAUAAGUACGACUUACCAGGCAGGACGACGCAGAGAAGAGGAUCGAGAGCAGCUAGCCGGGCACGAAGGAGCUGUAAACGGCGAGCCGGCAGCGCGCCGCCGCUUAUCAGUAGAUCGACCCACGCUCGAUCGGCCGUUGGGCCUCUGGCAGAGGGCCAAUUUUCUCUUUCGGCGCUGCUGGAUGCUGCAGCACAAAGGAGUAAACUUUGACAAAGGAGGAGCGCGCGGCUUCUUCACUGCGAAGUAGCACAAAACGUCAUUCAGCGAUACACCUCCGCCUACGCAGCCGAGCGUCAAAAUGUCGCUAUAGAAAAGAUCUGCGCGCGUAGAUACAGCCGUAGCAGCGACGAGCAGAGAGUUAGCAGCCUGCAGAGUCGAGUAGGGAAUAGGCUUCAAAACGACUCGAUCAAGGAUGAUGACCGACAGCAUGCACUAUCAGCAGAGCCUGCGUCGGAAGACGCGCUCGGCCUCGAUUUGCGCCCCGGGCAGCUCGAGCAUGGAGCAGAUGCUGGACGGUGUGCCGCCGAAGGACGCGGCUGCGAGGAUGAUUCUGGCGACGGGGGGCAAGAAGGACAGCGGCAGCGCCACACCUGAGAGCAGCAGCACGCCCACGAGGCGACGCAGACCGGCCACCAGGUCCCAGAGCGCCAGGGUCUCCGGAGCCAACAAGAGCAUCAGGAGGAAGGCUGCUCAGCAAGCGAAGGAACAUGACUAUCCAGCGGAAGGUUCCGGGGUACGCUCGGCGCACUGCAGCAGCGAACCCCGAUUGACGGAUAACGACGCGAGUCCCGGCCUGAGGCGACGAGGUAGCAGACGUGGCCAGAGCGUACAUCACGCGCACCACCGCAAGGUCAAUCCGUACCUGGACGUGCCUGACGUUAAUGCGCCACCGCCUCAAAGGGACGACCUGCUCGACGAGGAUCUAUAUCGACUCAGAAGCUUCAGUCUCACCAGUAAAGGAGUGAUAAACAGGGGCGACUCGUUCCGGAAAAAGCGCUCGCGCUCGAACUCGCUCGCCCCGGCGGAGGGCGAGCCAGAAGAAUCCUGCAAGUCCUCGCCUCCCAAGGAUGUCACCUCGUACAACGUGGCGGUGCUAGGCGCCAGAGGCGUCGGCAAGUCGGCGCUCGUCAGUCAGUUCAUGUCCAGCGAGGGCAUCAACGCUUACGAGCACGUUCGCCAACGAGAUGCGCCGAGCGAGCAAUCCGUCUUUGUUAUGCUGAACGGCGAGGAGAGCGAGCUGCGUUUCGUCGACGUUACCAAUAUAAAGGAGCUUGACAAGAUACCUCAGCCACAUGCCUACGUGGUCAUGUACUCGGUGAUCGACAAGGCGUCGUUCCAGCGAGCCGAGGAUCUGCUCUCGCGACUCCACGAGCUCGACAUCCGCGGUCGACCCGUCAUCCUCGUCGGCAACAAAAUCGACCUCGUGCGCUCGCGAGUCGUCUCCUCGCAAGAUGGCAAAUGCCUGGCCUGCACCUACCGGUCCAAGUUCGCGGAGAUCUCGGUAGGCAUAAAUCACAACAUCGACGACUUGCUCGUCGGCAUUCUCAGCCAGAUCCGACUGAAGGUCAGUCAGAGCCAAGCAGCCGGAGCCUCGGGCUCGAGCGGCGACUCCGAGCACUGGUACAAGUCCCGAGGAGUCGUCAGGGCAAGCAUGAAAGCUCGACAGAUGCUCACCUGGCUCUUCGGUAAGGAGGACCGCAAGUUCAAAAACUGCGAGAACCUGCACGUCCUGUAAUUCUAUACCUAUACUUUUGCUUCGAUGCACCUGGAGUGGGAGCUUGAAUGCUCGCUUCACUUUUUCCGACCCGUAUGCAAAGCUUUCGACUCCGAGCUCAUCCCGAUGGAUUUCAGGAAAUGCCGCGGAAUUUAUUUUGCAGUUCUGGUCAAGUGCGGUGCUCAAGCUUUUACUCCACGUAUUUUUUUUGAGAAAAAAGUUCAAUCCAGCCGGCUAUGAAAGCUUUCAUUUUAAUCCCGAAGCGAAACAGAUGUGAUGCCUUGAAAAGUCUUUCUCUCUCUUUCUUAUAAGUUGAAAGUAUAUAUGUGUCGUGUUAUUGAGGCAAUUGUUAAAAAAAUGUACGUAUCGGCAGACGUGCUCUUUCUUUCGAGCACGUAAGCUUACGUUUCGAAGCUUAUUUAAGACAGUGAAGACGUGAAACGUGACUUCGCGAUCGACCAGCUUUUGGUGUUCGGUGAAAUCGAAGGCUCAACAUUGACCGUAUUUAAAAGUAUGCUAUAGUUUGUAGCCGAGCGACAAGUGACGAGUGAACGGAUAUAUAUAUAUAUAUAUAUAUAUAUAUAUAUAUAUUUGUAUCUACUAUAAUGAAUUCGUAUGAAGAAAAAAUUACAAAAUGCACUAAAAAAAUGACUAUAAUGAACUUCCAUGUAAUGUAUGAUUUUUUGAAGUUUCAGCGUCAUUUCUAUAAGAGUAUAUUAUACGUAUAGGUUUUAAGCGAACGGCCAAAAACCUGCAAUAGGUGUGUGUGUGUGUGUGUGUAUAUAUAUAUAUGUAUGUAUAUGUAUAUGUAUGAUAAAUAUAAUAUACAUUAAGGAUCCGCAAAUUCACUUACCUUGCCGACAGCAUACACUACGUUUAAUUUAUUUAUUUGUGAAUAAGUAUAAUCCGCGUAGUGUCCAAUUCUCUAAUACUUUUCAAUUGUUUUUACUCGACUAUUGCGACUUCUUCUCGUAUACAGGUAUUAACUACGAUUAGGUCACGUGGAUGGAUAAACUGUAAAAUAAAGAAAUGUGUCAUAUAUGCAGGCUAAUUUUCAUUGUAUAACGCAGCUUCGUCUUAGGCGUCCCCAACCAGACCAAAGAAAUCGUAUAUAUCUGUGAAAACUACAUGGUCGAAACGUAUGUGUCCAAGACUAGUGACAAUCGCUGAAACUGCAGUAUACAAGGCAGCGUAAUCUUCUAUUUUUCUGUUCGCGCAAAAAACCUGUGACUUUACGCAUAAAUGGUUAUACAUGUAUAUGGAUCACUAAAUUUCUAUACUUCUGUACCGUACAAUCAAAAGAAAAAAUACAAGACAACAGUUAUUCUGAACAAAAACUAAUCGAGCUGUACGUUUUGAAAGGUUAAAGUCCUUGUAUAUUUUGUAUAAGAAGGGCUUAAAACACAAACGUGACCACUGCACUGUUUUUUCAGACGAAUACUCGACGAAUGUUUUAUCUUCUACUUCAAGAUGUAAUUGUAAGAUUUUCAUAAGACAAUAAACGUGUACAUUUUGUUGCAGCGCGCACGUAUCGAAUUAUUAUAACUAUAAUCUAACGCGAAUUUAAAGAACAAAAUAUUGUUAUUAUGUGUGAAACUGUUCUUGAGCUUCGUUGUACGUUGAUUUUCGCGAGUGUAAAAUGCGACGUACGUUUGUUUUUUGAAGACAAAGAAUAAAAGCGUUUUAGAUUUUUCAUUAUACGAAAACUUGUAUUAAGACAUUAUACAAAGUUUGACGGUAAUUUGGUAUGAGAUGAAAAAAUGCAACACAUAAUUAUAUAUACAUUUAAUAUUUAUAUCAUAUUAAUAUGAUCGAUGAUAAAAAUCAAGCGAGACCGAAACGUUUCUAUUUUUUAACUUUUCUUGUACAAGGAGUUUCGCUUUUACAUGUGUAAAGGAACAAACACAGGAAUUGUUGAAGCGAUUGUAUGUUAACCGAAAGCGAUAAACUAUAUAAUAUUCAAUCAAAAUUAUAACUACUCCGUUUUAUCAAGAAAAUAAAACCGUUUACAAUAUAAUAUAUAGGAAAUAUACAUAUAUUUAUGUUAAAUGUAGAAGCAAGCAAAAUGAAAAAAAAAACACGGGAUCAAGCUGAAGUUUAUAAAAAGAUUUUGACGUUUUGAAACUGAAUAUUAUAAUAUGUAUAAGACCAUGUUAUGUCGACGCAUAUAUAUAAAUCAUAUUUAUAUACAUACAACAUGACCGGAAAAAUUGCGUUAUUUUAGGAUGUAAAGAAAUACAGAUAGCGCUAAAGCGUUGCGAACAUCGUGUAUACAACUGUAUUGUACAAUAUAAACCAUGAAAGAGCAGAAAGGCUA